GUUUUGAUGCUCUGGGAGAGCUGUUAAAGCCUACAGUUCCUGCACACAUCGCCCCACCUCCUGUUGCCGCUCCUCCUCAGAUGACCAUCCAUCCCGGAGGGAAGCUGCUCGCCAACGACCUCGACUCCUCUCUGGCCAACCUCGUGGGCAAUCUGCAGUUUGGAACCUCAGCCAAGAAACCAGACAUGCAGUGGAGCCAACCCGGAGAGAAGAAGCUAACCGGUGGUCAAAACUGGCAAAAUAAGACCAUGUCGACCACCCAGUGGAGCCCUGCGCCCAUGGCCCCACAGCCCAUCCCUGUACCACAUGUGGCUCCAGCUCCAAUGGCUUUCCCCAUGACCACACCACAAGUGCCUGUGUAUGGAAUGGUCCCUCCCCAGAUGGGUCAGAUGGGUGGGGUACCAGUGAUGGCUCCUCAGCCAGUGAUGUACAACCAGCCUGUUCUAAGACCCACCAACCCCUUUGCACCCAUGCCAGGAGCCCAGAUGCAGUUUAUGUAAUCCAGUCAGGGGGAAUCUGAGUGCCAAAAGCAACAAACAGAAGAAAACCAACAAGAGGACCAUCAGGGGGACGGUUUGAUCAAGUGAAUCGACUCAGAGACAGACAAGAUAACCGACAGACACCAAAACAGAAGAACGAAUGGGACGAUGAUGACGACACGGGAUGGGUGGAUGGACGGAGGAAGAUAGGGAGGAGGGGGGGAUGAAACUAUUCUGGCUGGUCUUUGUCUGAAACAGCUGCUUGCUUGUGUGAGUGGAGCUUCUCUGUUUUUGUCUUCUUUGUGUUUUGGAAUCAGAAGGGGAAUAAGGAGGAGAUUGAGGAAAUCCUACCACUGGAUUGUAGUCAGACUGUGUAAAAACAGCUUGAAGAGUCUCUGCUGGAGAAUUAGCUUUAUUUCAUACUGGUGCUAUUUGUCCUCUCUGGGUUACUGUUACUGUCGGAGCACUUGGGAGCGGACAAGUGUGUGUUAGUGUGUGUUUGUGUGCAGCAGUUGUUUCAGACGUUAAAGCCACCUUCCUCUCUGUCCUCGCCUUCAUUCACUGUUUGUGUUAACAGUUGUCCCUGCAGCGAUUCAAGUGUAUUUUUUUUUUUCAGUCUUUUUGUAUUUUCAUUUCAUUUCCUCACCAGCGUCACCUGAAGGUCAUCAGGGUUUGGGAAAAGCAAUUCAUGGAAGCGGUCACAGUGUCGGAGCACUUCCUGUCACGGGUUUCGAGCUAAAGUUUUCGCUUUCUCAAACAGCAUAAUUUUCUCCUACGGGAACAUAGAUGAGGCUCGGCCAAGCUUAAUGCAGAUUCUUAUUUUCUUUUUAAAAUUUUAUUAUUUUUUUCUAGGCUUGGUCACCAGAAAAUGCAUCCAACCGAUUACUAGAUGUAAGAAGGAAGAAGUGUAGCUAAUAUACUAACGGUGAUUAUUAUUCACAUCCCAGAGUUCACCUGUCCAAGGCAUUAUGGGUUGGAGUUCAGGUAAUAAAACUAACUGAUGAAUCUGUCUGCAAGCAACUUAUACAUAAGUGUGUAUACUUUUCCCUUUGUUCUAUCAUGGCCAUUUUCUACAACAAUAAUAAACAAUUAAUUAAAUCCUAA
Molecule: messenger RNA, 1583 nt
Organism: Austrofundulus limnaeus
Lineage: Eukaryota; Metazoa; Chordata; Actinopteri; Cyprinodontiformes; Rivulidae
Product: phosphatidylinositol-binding clathrin assembly protein
Source: RefSeq, a predicted model, not a curated record